Messenger RNA from Acomys russatus (golden spiny mouse), 2453 nucleotides. It is a transcript of the gene Cpxm2, whose product is annotated as carboxypeptidase X, M14 family member 2. Gene Ontology annotation, biological process: proteolysis. NCBI's taxonomy places the organism in Eukaryota, Metazoa, Chordata, Mammalia, Rodentia, Muridae. The record is from RefSeq and is a predicted model, not a curated record. Gene Ontology annotation, molecular function: metallocarboxypeptidase activity; zinc ion binding. The transcript is spliced from 14 exons. Bases 89 to 2377 code for a protein of 762 amino acids.
CCCCUGUCCUGCGCUGCGGCCAUCAUCUGUAGCCCGCCCGCCGCUCCCGGGGACCCAGAUCCUGUCCCGGGCGCGGGUCAGAGCGGGCAUGGCCCGUCUCGGGGUCUCCUUCCCUGCACUGACCCUGGCACUUGUGGCAGUGGCCUUGGCUGGGGUCAGAGCCCAGGGCGCAGCCUUCCAGGAGCCUGAUUAUUAUGGCCAGGAGCUCUGGAGACAGGAACGCUACUAUGAACAACCGGAGCCAGAGCCAGAGCCGGAGCUCUUCUCGCCUCCAAUGCACGUGGACCGCAGAGUGGAGGAGCAGGGGCAACAGGAGCCGCACCAGCAGGAGCCCAGGCCGCCCAAGAAGGCUACUAAGCCCAAGAAGGCUCCCAAGAAGGAGAAGUUGGUUGCAGAGACGCCUCCACCAGGUAAAAACAGUAACAGAAAAGGCAAAAGAAGCAAAAGUCUCGAGAAAGCUGCCCGUGAUGAUCAUGGCGUCUCCGCGGUCCAUGAGGAUGUCAGAGAGAGUUGUCCACCUCUCGGUCUGGAAACAUUAAAAGUCACGGACUUCCAGCUGCAUGCCUCCACGACAAAGCGCUAUGGCCUGGGAGCACAUCGCGGAAGACUCAACAUCCAGGCAGGCAUCAAUGAAAACGACUUCUAUGAUGGGGCUUGGUGUGCGGGCAGGAACGACCUGCAUCAGUGGAUCGAAGUGGACGCCCGGCGCCUCACCAAGUUCACGGGGGUCAUUACGCAAGGAAGGAACUCUCUCUGGCUGAGUGACUGGGUGACGUCCUACAAAGUCAUGGUGAGCAAUGACAGCCACACAUGGGUUACUGUGAAGAAUGGAUCUGGUGACAUGAUAUUUGAAGGAAACAGUGAGAAGGAGAUCCCAGUGCUCAGCGAGCUGCCGGUCCCCAUGGUGGCCCGCUACAUUCGUGUAAACCCGCAGUCGUGGUUUGAAAACGGAAACAUCUGCAUGAGGCUGGAGAUACUGGGCUGCCCCUUGCCAGAUCCUAAUAAUUAUUAUCACCGACGCAAUGAGAUGACCACCACCGACGACCUGGACUUUAAGCACCACAACUAUAAGGAAAUGCGCCAGUUGAUGAAGCUCGUGAAUGAAAUGUGCCCCAACAUCACCAGGAUUUACAACAUCGGCAAGAGCCACCAGGGCCUGAAGUUGUAUGCUGUGGAAAUCUCUGACCAUCCUGGGGAGCACGAAGUUGGUGAGCCUGAGUUCCAUUACAUUGCGGGGGCCCACGGCAACGAGGUCCUGGGCCGAGAGCUGCUGCUGCUGCUGCUGCAGUUCCUCUGCCAGGAGUAUUUGGCACAGAACACGCGCAUCGUCCGCUUGGUGGAAGAGACACGGAUCCACAUUCUGCCCUCCCUCAACCCAGAUGGCUAUGAGAAGGCCUCCGAAGGAGGUUCCGAGUUGGGAGGCUGGUCCCUGGGACGCUGGACCCACGAUGGGAUUGAUAUCAACAACAACUUUCCAGAUUUGAACACGCUGCUCUGGGAGGCAGAGGACCGGCAGACCGCUCCAAGAAAAGCUCCCAAUCACUUCAUUACCAUCCCCGAGUGGUUCCUGUCUGAGAAUGCCACAGUGGCCAUGGAGACCAGAGCUGUCAUUGCCUGGAUGGAUAAGAUCCCCUUUGUGCUGGGAGGCAACCUACAGGGAGGUGAGCUGGUGGUGGCAUACCCCUACGACAUGGUGCGGUCUCUGUGGAAGACCCAGGAGCACACCCCAACCCCUGAUGACCACGUGUUCCGCUGGCUGGCAUACUCCUACGCCUCCACUCAUCGCCUCAUGACAGAUGCCAGGAGGCGAGUGUGCCACACAGAAGAUUUUCAGAAGGAGGAUGGCACCGUCAAUGGGGCUUCCUGGCACACCGUAGCUGGAAGUCUAAACGAUUUCAGCUACCUCCACACAAACUGCUUUGAGCUGUCCAUCUACGUGGGCUGUGACAAAUACCCACACGAGAGCGAGCUGCCCGAGGAAUGGGAGAAUAACCGGGAGUCUCUGAUAGUGUUCAUGGAACAGGUUCAUCGAGGCAUCAAAGGCCUAGUGAGAGAUUUACAUGGGAAAGGGAUCCCGAAUGCCAUCAUCUCUGUGGAAGGUGUUAACCAUGACAUCCGGACAGCUAGCGAUGGGGAUUACUGGCGCCUACUGAACCCUGGAGAAUAUGUGGUCACAGCCAAGGCAGAAGGCUUCGUCCCCUCCACCAAGAACUGCAUGGUUGGCUACGACAUGGGUGCUACUCGAUGUGACUUCACACUCAGCAAGACCAACCUGGCUAGGAUAAGAGAAAUCAUGGAGACGUUUGGGAAGCAGCCUGUCAGCCUACCAGCCAGGCGCCUGAGGCUGCGGGGACGGAAAAGGCGGCAGCGUGGGUGACCUGCUCGGACACUUGAAACAUACCCCAGACUGUGCAAAUGAAAUCCACUCCAGCAGUAACUCUGUAGCAUGCUCU